AUGUCGCCGCUCAUUCCGUUGGCAAGUCCUGCUGGGGCGGCGCUUCUUGAGGAGGCAACGACUAGACUAGACCUCAUAGCUGGCCAUCGUCGUCAGGUCGGUCUGACAAUGUGUGGGGUCCGGACGUUGUGUCUGGUCCUCAGCGCAGGGAAGGCGGUGGAGUUCGACGACACGCUCAAUGAGCACUCCAAGGACACCCACGAGCAGCAGCUCCUCGCGAAGCGGCGGGGCGAUGUCGGGCCGUCCCUGCUCGACAUUGAGACGAGCGGCAUGUCACUGCCGCAGUUUGUUGAGAUGGUGACGGACUUGGACGUUCCAGGGCUGAGCGGCGUGGACAUCCAUCACGCGGACGACUCACCGGAGCUUCGCAGCGCGGAGGACUUGCGGCGGCUACUGCUGGCUGGGAUCGACCGCCCCACCACGUUUCCCGUCGUGAACUACCACAUGACGACGCUCGGGCAGGGAACCGGUGACUUGCGUGGCCACUUCUCGCCCGUGGCGGCGUACCACGAAGACCAGGACGCGUUCUUGGUGAUGGAUACGUGGACAACCACUGAGCCAGUGUUUGCAAAAACUGCAGACCUGUGGCGAUCCAUCAACACUCCGGAUUCAGCGUCAGGGAAACAGCGUGGUGUUGCUCUCGUCACCAUCACCCCCCAGUCAACAGAUGCAGCAGUAGAAGCUCCACCGAGCAAGUGA
Molecule: messenger RNA, 699 nt
Organism: Symbiodinium natans
Lineage: Eukaryota; Dinophyceae; Suessiales; Symbiodiniaceae
Source: the annotation of a GenBank genome assembly